CUUCCGGUCCUCGUCUACCUUAUAGUAGCAAUGGCGUCCAGUACUGAGGAGAAGAGUGCACCCAUUCAGCAGGAGCCUACUGAAAGUAUCACAUCGUCAAAGAGAGAGGAGAGACUGCGGAAAUUCCGAGAGUUGCAUUUUAAACGGAAUGAAGCACGCAAGCUUAAUCACCAGGAAGUUGUCGAAGAGGAUAAGAGACUGAAACUACCCUCCAACUGGGAGGCUAAAAAAGCUAGACUGGAGUGGGAACUUGCUGAAGAUGAGCGGAAAAAGGAAUGUGCUGCAAGAGGUGAGGACUACAACAGAGUGAAACUCCUGGACAUCACGGCUGAUGAUGCAGAGCGGUGGGAGAGAAAGAAAAAGAAGAAAAACCCAGACACAGGAUUUGCAGGUUAUGCUGAGGCACAAUUCAGACAGUAUCAGAGGCUCACCAAGCAGAUCAGACCCGACAUGCAAAACUAUGAGAAACAGCGAGAAGAAUGUGGUGAGGACUUCCACCCCACAUCCAAUAGCCUGAUCCAUGGCACCCAUGUCCCGGCCCAGGAGGGCAUUGACCGUAUGGUGGAAGAUGUCGAGAAACAAAUUGAGAAGCGGGCCAAAUACAGCCGACGCAGGGCUUACAACGACGAUGCAGAUAUUGACUACAUUAACGAGAGGAACGCCAAGUUCAACAAGAAGGCCGAACGCUUCUACGGCAAAUACACGGCAGAGAUCAAGCAGAACUUGGAGAGAGGCACUGCUGUUUGAGUUGUCACAUUUGUGGAUGCAUUCCAUUAUAGGUCAUGAAAGUGCUUAUUGCACGUGUUUUUAUAUAAAUUGCUUUGAGCUGUCUAAUGUAACGUGUACAGUUUAAGAAAACACUUUGGACUAUUCUCACCCUUACUCUUUAAAUAAACCAUUUCCAAUUAUUCGUCAAUGUAGAACACUAGGUGUGAUUUGUGUGUCUCAUGACAGCCAGCCUUUUCAAUUUUGAGCAUGAGAAUGAACUGCCAUUAAGUAGCAUCAAACCUCAGGGCUUGUUUGGUGGUAAAUGUUCACUGACAAAUAUGUUUGAUGUAGGUGCAGUGAUAAGGAGCAACAGGAGCGUAAUUCAAUUCAUUAUCAUUCCUGUCUUUGUCUAAUCAACUUGCCUCAAGCAGCAACAUGAGCAAGAGGGCCUUGUGACUGAGCGGAGAUAAAAGCAAGGCAAGUCAUUCCCAUGCAAUAUUGUCCCACUAGGCUGGCACUGCAAGCCCUUACAUCAGUGAAUUAACUUGAGCUGUUAACUUCUUGUUAUCUGGAUAAUACUCAAUUUUAGCUGUUAUGAUUGCAUAACAGUAAAAUGAGUUGAAUUUAAAUUGCCCUUCAAAUAAAGUUCAGCAAAUAGCAGCCAAUGAAGAAAAACCAUGCAAGCAUUAUACUGUAUUAAGUCAUGCUACAAAAGUGGUUAUGGUUAACAAAAGUGAUGCCAUGUGUCAUUUACAAAUUCGACAUGUGGCCUGCCCACUGUAUUCAGUUGAGUUCAAGGGUCAACACCUGUUGACUAAAUACCCUAGAACAAAAACUAACCAAUUUAUGGGACAACAGCGACAUUGUGAGGCUGUCAUGAGAACUGCAUUGGGUAAGUUAUACGCACUUGGACACAGUAAUAACAUAUGCCUUUAUUAGUCCCACAAGGGGAAAUUCCAAUAAAUAUAUAAUAUAAAUCAUGAAAUGAUUGAGUGGAUCACAGUGGUAUAAAGAGCAAAAAAACAAUUGUUUGGCGUUUGUAUUUUAUUACUUUUGUAUUAUUGUUUGACCUUGUGGGGACUUCAUGGUCAAUGUCAUACAAGCAAGUCUGUCGCUAGAUUGCAUAGCAUGACUUGUGGCAGGACUUCAGUAUUACUUUCAUUCCCUGUAUAAGACCACUGCCACACAGGCCGUUUUUGCCCAUUAUUAACCCACAACUGUAUUAAUUGUGUGAACCUGGAGAAUAUGCCUCUUUGAGUCGACACACUACAUAAUUGUGGACCAUUCCGUACAUCCAU
Molecule: messenger RNA, 2006 nt
Organism: Dunckerocampus dactyliophorus (ringed pipefish)
Lineage: Eukaryota; Metazoa; Chordata; Actinopteri; Syngnathiformes; Syngnathidae
Gene: syf2
Product: SYF2 pre-mRNA-splicing factor
Exons: 7
Coding region: 31-747 (238 amino acids)
Cellular component (GO): Prp19 complex; catalytic step 2 spliceosome; post-mRNA release spliceosomal complex
Source: RefSeq, a predicted model, not a curated record